Epinephelus lanceolatus (giant grouper) is the source of this 3533-nucleotide messenger RNA. Lineage: Eukaryota; Metazoa; Chordata; Actinopteri; Perciformes; Serranidae. The record is from RefSeq and is a predicted model, not a curated record.
GCUGUAACCACAUCAGCUGAUUCCAGUGGAGACAUGGUGCAGCUGUACUGCUGGGGAGACAGCUCCAGUGGACAGUUUGAGCCACAGAGAGCCCUCAGCCCGGCGUCCUGGACUGUCCACGGGACCAUAACCUCCAUCUGCUGCGGGGACCAGCACACUUUGUUCCUCACCAGGGAUGGAGGAGUGCUGUCAUGUGGACACAACGCACAGGGACAACUUGGGCGAAAGAAACGUAAAGAUGGGAAGACACCAGGUCAUGUGGAGAGGCUGGGCGAUGUGGUGUCCAUAGCCUGUGGUCAGGACCACUGUCUGGCAGUGUGUGCAUCUGGGCAGGUGUUCUCCUGGGGGGCAGGAGAGGAUGGACAGCGAGGCAUUUCACCACACCUACUGAACAACAAACCAAGUCAGGUGCCGCUGCCACUGCAAAUACCAGUGAUUCAAGUUGCAUGUGGGAACUCCCACUCCCUGGCACUGACUAAAGGAGGUGACGUCUUCUCGUGGGGUUUGAACAGUCAUGGCCAGCUGGGUCUGGGGAAGGAGGUGUCGCUGCAGUACACACCUGACCUGGUGACCGCUCUGACUGGCGUAGCAGUGACUCAGAUUUCAGCUGGAGGGAGCCACACUCUGUUCCUCACACUCCCAGGCCUGGUGUACUGCUGUGGGGCCAAUAAAUACGGCCAGCUGGGGGUCAACAGGGUGGAUGAGAAGGGCAGGUUCAACAUCUGUCAGGUACCUGCCCUCAGAGCUCUGGGUGUCUCCUCCAUCAGCUGUGGGGAGGCUCACUCUGCUGUGUUAACACAGGAUGGCAAGGUUUACACUUUUGGAGAAGGAAGCCAUGGUCAGCUCGGUCACAACUCCUCUGCUCACAAAGACAGACCUACACAGGUCGCCGGUUUGGGUGGACCCGCCUCUCAGAUUUCAUGUGGCAGGCGUCACACUCUGGUUCUGAGCUCCUCUGGCCAGCUGUGGGCUUUUGGCAAUGGGGCCAAAGGUCAAAUUGGGACCGGGCAACUAGAGGACAGCCUGUCUCCCACUCUGGUGCAACUUCCAUGGACCACUGACGGUACAGCAGACAUACCCAGUGACUGGAAAAUAUCAGCAGGGUGGAAUACAAAUUUUGCUUACACUUCACCUACGAAGGGUUUGGACCAAGGACAGAUAACCGGGCGGCUUGAUGAGACAAAACUACAAAAAUGGCUGUCAAUGAAACAUGGCAAUGCAGAGGCAAAAAGAGAAAUAUCCUCGAUGUUUCUGACAAGUUCAAGUCUUGUUGCAAGUUUCACCAAGGCUGAUGGACCUCCAUUAACAGCAGGUGCCUUAACUGUGGACCUUGAGGCAGCGAGCAGAGCGUUCGACCAGAUGCUGGAAAUACCAUGGAUCAGACAAUCAGCAAACAAAGCCGGAAAGUCCUACAAAGUCCCCCUGAGCACCUUUUACGUAGAGGAAAUCAGUGGUAAUGUGCCCAUCACAGACGUCGCUCUUUGGUGGCGUUUUUCUAAAAUGGAGGAUGAUGAAAACACACCCGCCAUUUUCUGCCGCUACCCAUUCCUGUUCACUCUGGUUUGCAAGAUGUCCGUCUUUAACAUGUUUGCAACUGUAGCAAAGGAAGCACAACAUUUCAUGCAUCAAAUGGCUUUAAUGCAUCCUGAAAAAGACUCUGCCCCAGCCCCGAUCUUCCAGCUAACUCUGAGACGAGCUCAUCUGGUCGAGGACACCUUCAGACAGCUUGGUGCAGCCGACCACUGCGCCUUCAGAAGGGAGCUUUUGGUUAAAUUUGUGGACGUCAAUAAGGUGAUGAAUGUCCACAAAAAGGACUUCUUCCUGCAUGUGUUUGAUGAGCUAAUGGCUCCCGAGUCUGACAUGUUCAUGUACAACGAGACCAAGACUCUGGCCUGGUUUCCUCCCAAGCCAAAAGUGGACGAGAAGACUUACUUCCUGUUUGGCGUUCUGUGCGGCCUGGCUCUCUUCAACCACAACAUUAUCCACAUGCCCGUCCCACUGGUUCUCUUCAAGAAGCUGCUCAGAGUCAAACCCUCACUGGACGACAUGAAGGAGUUUGAACCUGUCAUGGCAGAGUCUUGCCGGUGCAUGCUGGAGGACUACACUCCCGAAAAAGUACAAAACUCGGAGAUUACUUUCACUGUGCCCUGGGGUGGUGAGCAAGUUGAGCUUGAUCCGACAGAACCUGGAAAACCUGUCACAGCGUUGAACAAAAAAGAGUUCGUCGACGCCUACAUCGACUACGCCUUCAACAAAUCAGUGGAGGGAGUGUUCGAAGCGUUCAAGCAAGGGUUCUUCAAGGUGUGUGACAUCGACGUGGUGGAGUUCUUCCAGCCUGAGGAGCUGCAAGCCGUGACGGUGGGCCAAGAAAACUACGACUGGGAGGUGUUCAAGAAGAACACAGUUUAUGAAGGAGUCUACCAUGACAGUCAUCCAAACAUCGUGACCUUCUGGGAGGUGUUUGAGAAUCUGACGGCAGAGGACAAGAAAAAAUUCCUCUUGUUCCUCACAGGCUGCGACCGCGUACCCUUCCUGGGCAUGGAGAGCAUCAAGAUGAGAGUCGCUGUCCUCCCCGACGCUGCUGACAUCCAUUUGCCAGAAUCCCUCACCUGCCAUUGUCUGUUACUGCUGCCUAUCUACGAGAGGUACCCAGUGGAGAGGACGAUGCAGACCAGGCUCCUGCAGGCUAUUAAUCACAACAGAGGCUUCUUGAAGCAAGUAGACACAGAAUGAGGCGAUGAAAUCUCCUUCACUAACAUCGUAUUUUCUGUUAGUUUGGCGCCUAUUUAUCUCUACAAUCUGCCAUAUAAUGUUGUGUUAUCUUCAAUUAAUGUUGUUAAGUAAGUUCUAACUGGGGUUCCAUAGUGAUAUUAUAGUGGUGAGUUAUGAAGAAGUAAAUCAGCAGCCGCUGUUCUGUCAUUUAGUCUGAGAAACAGUAAUGCAUGCAUUUGUUUUUGUGCCUUUUUAAUGGCUGAUGCCACUUGCACAUGGUAUAUAUUGAAGUUUGUUAAGCUUACACUGAUGAAGCAGCGCUGCUUGGAGUUUUGUUAAACUAUUACACAGAGUUAGAACCUGUUUUUUACACAUAAUCAUUCAGCUUUGGCGAGUCACAAAAAUAUGCACUGGAGGGAAAGAUUGAAAAACAACAUUAAUACUUCCUGACACAUCACAUACCAGGCCAGGAUGCAUGAAUGAAACCAAUGGCAUUAAGUACCCAGAUCAUGUAAAAGAUGGAUGGAUAUUGGGCCAAAACCUUCUCCACUUCAGUAAAGUUUUAAUGCCACUGCCAUUGCUUUUACUCACUGCUACAUUUAUUCUGAGAUGAUAACCUAGCUUUUUUGGCACUUAAAACCCUUACAUACUAACAUUAAAUGUUUUUCAGUUCAUUUAAGACAAGCUUAAAUCUUAGGGAGACAUUUUAUUUUUAUGUGACAAAAGAAAAAAAGUACUAAAAUGUGUAUAAGUCAAGGAAAUGUGUAUUUUUUUGCCCUUUGUUCCUUAAUAACCUAUUCAAUAAAUGGCUUUCUCUUAUA